UUAUAGUCACGGCAAUAUUCAGAUUCAUGAAAGAAUGAAAAAAUUUAUUAAUGAAUAAUUUUUGAACUCGGAAUGAUAUUUCGGACGGACAAUAGUAAAACAAUGCAGGGAAAAAGCGUCGGCGCGUUCUGUCACGAAACUUUGUGGGGAUAGCAGCAACAGUUUUUAAUUGUCGAUAAUUAUAUAGUGAAUGAACAAGAGAAGAUGCCUGGCCACCGUCAGCCUAAUUCCCUAGAAGGACUUAGUUUGGGACGUGUGUGUCAACAACUCGACGGGACGUGCCGCAGGCUGCAGGUGCUUUCACAAGAAUCAUCCGCUGCACAAGUGUUGGCAUACGCGAAACAAACCAUUAGACCUUAUUACAUAAAUGCCUUGCCAGCACGUUUGAGGUCUCAAGUUAUAGAAGAAACUUCAAAAAUGUUGUAUGGACCUGCAUCAGAUGGAUCAACUCUAAUUUCUGGCCCAGCUCCUUUAUACUUAUUGGCCCUUCUUCUCGGGCAUGAUAUAAAGCAGUUGAAAGUGAAUCUCUGUUGUUACUAUGGAUGCAGCCAUCAGACAUCGUUAUUGAAGCUACUUGCAUCAGAAGGAAUUGGACUUGAAUCUUUAGAGUUGGCUCGUUCAGCUUUGCUAAGAUUGGACUGUAAAUUAUUAAGAUGUGCUCUCUUAAACAUGAAAAAUUUGAUGAGUUUAACUUUACGCAAUAUAGCCAGUGAUGGGGUGCUUCAAGUGGUGGGAAAAGCUUGUCCAAAACUUGUGCACUUGGAUGUUGCUUGUUCAAGGCAAGUAACAGAUGUAGGAUUGAAGCAAUUACUGUUACAAGUAGAACUUAGGGAUAAAAUGCCCCAUACUGCAAUGCAAGAGCCUACUAGUUGGUCCCGUUUGAAAACAUUGCUUUCAAAAUUGAAAAUGAGAAAUUCUAAAUCAGAGAAAAAGGAAAAGCAAGGGGUACUAUUGGAAUACUAUGAAAGCAGAAACUUUCUCUGUGAUACGCUCAGAGUACUUAACGUUGCAAACACUGGUGUGACCAGUGCAGGAGUACUUUUAGCUUUAGUUCAUGUUCCACGGUUGGAAUCUCUAGCUGAAUAUAGCCAUAUGGGAAGAGUAGUGGAAAUUAUGAACAAAGGACUUAUUGGAUUUAAAACGCCAUUUAGCCUGACUCAGGCAAGAAGUUGCAGAACAACACCAGCUCGUUUAGAACUUUUGGCACAGGCAUGCCCAAAGGUAGAGAAACUGUAUAUUUCAGAGCCUCAUCAUCCUCCCGAAGCUUUGAGAUUAUUCCCCUAUGUUACUUCCUUAAGUGUACACAGUAUACCACCUCAAAGAGAAUGGUUGGAUGGUUUUUACGAUUAUCUGCGUACUAACGGGCAUAAUUUACGCGAACUUAAUCUCAGAAUAACUCAAAGUGAAAAUCCUAUCCAAGUCGAUUUGAAAGAAGUUUUAUUAAAUUGUUCCAAUCUUAGAACAUUUACUAAUGACGGGUCAAACAUAAUUUGGACAGAGGGUACUGAUCCUCCUCCACUGAAAUAUUUGAAAAGAAUUCAAUUAGGUCGUAUAGUGAGUGCUGUUGCUAUUACUAAACUUCUUUCAUUAGCACCAGAAUUAACAGCGUUACAUGUUCAUAGUUGUUUCGAUCUCACUAAUGAACACUUGGAGAAGUUAUUAAGCGUAUCAAACAAAUAUAGAAAUCCAAGAAAGUCUGACAAAUGUGAAAAUAGUUUAGUACAAAACUUAACAUGUUUCUACAUAUACGAGGCCAGUAAAGUAUCUGCAACUACAGUGUUGAAUAUGUUUAAGAACUGUAAAAGACUUAGAAAAAUUGGAAACUUGGCAAAUUGGGGUUUGGAUUGCGAAGGUGUAAGAAUGUUAAGAACGACAUUAACUCGCGCAAAUUUAGACGUGGAUUUAUGUCCAGGAGCUCAUUGGUUCUGUGGUAAUUGCAUUCAGUAACAGAUCUUCUCGAACUUACUAAUAAAAACAGCUUAAAAACCCUGCCCACGAUACAAUUGGCUGCUGUUUAAAUCUGUUAUACUUUCAUAGACUGUAAAAUUGUCAGUAUUAAAAAUAAUCUUAAUAAAUAUAAGACAAUUAAUACUUGGAUAAAAGCAGAUAUUACGUUUAUUAUGUAAUUGAACUAGUAACAGUUAUUGGUCGUCUUUGCGUCUUGCAAUAAAUAUAUUUUCGCUUUGUUUAAUGAAUUCAGAUUCGAUUUUCUUAUACGAUUAUAUACUUCGUUAAGAUUAUAAAUGCUAAAAUAAUAUUCAAUAAUAACGUAACAUUAAAUAAAAAAUUAAUAAUAAUCACAAGCAUUAAAUAAAAAAAAAAGCUGUAUUACUAUCUCAUGCUAUAGCAAGUCACUUUACAGUAAUAACAUUAACAAAUAAAUCAAAAUAUAUAACACGAAAUACACGAUUUCAUAUAUUAUAAAAUACAACUCGAGUUAAAAAAAAUUCCAUUGAAGAGAAUAAUGCCAGUAAAUAAGUGACAUGAUAAAACAUACUAAAAAAUAUAUAUAUAUAUAUAUGUAUAUAUAUGUAUGUAUAAGUAUAAGUUGUAUCAUUACUUUUGAGUUGUACAUUAAUAAGUACUUAAAAAUUUUGAAACGCAGAA
Molecule: messenger RNA, 2607 nt
Organism: Frieseomelitta varia
Lineage: Eukaryota; Metazoa; Arthropoda; Insecta; Hymenoptera; Apidae
Exons: 2
Coding region: 205-1947 (580 amino acids)
Biological process (GO): SCF-dependent proteasomal ubiquitin-dependent protein catabolic process
Cellular component (GO): SCF ubiquitin ligase complex
Source: RefSeq, a predicted model, not a curated record